AUGUUGUCGCACACGCAGCUCAACGUCAGGGGCGGCAUUGCCACCGAAGCUGCCUGGUCUCGAAAAAACCUGGUCGUGAGGGCCGCCAAGCCAGAUGGCAAGGAGGGAGAGCCCAUCGGACCCAAGAGGGGCACCAAGGUGAAGAUUCUGCGCCCAGAGUCGUACUGGUACAACAAAGUGGGCAAGGUUGUGUCAGUGGAUCAGACCGGAAUUCGCUACCCAGUGGUGGUGCGCUUUGACAGCGUCAACUACAUGGGUGUGAACACCAACAACUAUGCUCUUGAGGAGGUCGAGGAAACUUAA
Molecule: messenger RNA, 303 nt
Organism: Ostreobium quekettii
Lineage: Eukaryota; Viridiplantae; Chlorophyta; Ulvophyceae; Bryopsidales; Ostreobiaceae
Source: the annotation of a GenBank genome assembly